AUGCCACGCCGAUCUAAAAGGAGAAAGACUGCUUCUGAUACAGCAGUGACCGAUGAAACCGCUCCGUCCACUGUCAAUGCCACUGCUCCCCCCGACCAAAGGGACAAUGCUAUUAACUCUGAGUUGAAGAUGGAAGCCGAAAGCCUUGAAUUGGGCAAGGCAGCAAUGGUAGAAGAAGGAGCAGAGGCGCAAACCGUGAUUCGCGGGAGCAACAACAACGAAGCUCAUGUUGACACAAUCAGCAACGCCAGCGAAGCCCCUACCUUUGACGACAUUGAUCCCGCCGAGCAGGUCGACCCUGCCAUCUUCGAUGAAGAAGAAGUUCCGGACUACGAUGUAGAUGAGGGGGUCGCCAACGCCAAGUCCAAAGGGCACAUGAACGGCGGCCGACAGGGGGGCUUCAACGCCCUAAAAUCCUUCCACGGCCAGAUGUACACGGGCAUGGCCAUCGGCGGCUCGCACAAGUGGAACUACGACCAGGGAGUGUGGAAGGAGACGAAAAUGGAGCCGGACCUGUGGAAAGUCGACUUUGAAACGACCAAGAGACGGGCGCGCAAUGCUCCCAAGGGGAGUGGUGCGCCCGUAGGAACCGAGUAUCAUUGGCUUAUUGUCGCGCAUCAGCACGUCAAGAAAAUCGACGCAAACACGUACACCACCCACCUGGUCGGGUCAAAGUACAAGCUCGCACACAAGAACGUCAACUCGAAUUCGUGGUCCGUGCCGACGGUCAAGGGCCAGCGCGAGCGCGAGAUCGAGCUGCUUGAAGACGCGAAGCGGAGGGUCCAGGGCCUCCCGCCCGUCCUGGCAGGCGAGAAGGUCAAGGUGGAAAAGGGGGCGGAAAAGGGGCAGCAGAAACUUGACUCCCUGUUUUCGAGAUCUGGCGGUGGUGGAGGAGCAGAAAUAGGAGCAGGGGGGAAGAGGAAACGAAACCAGGAGACGUAA
Messenger RNA from Cladophialophora psammophila CBS 110553, 942 nucleotides. RefSeq lists its product as uncharacterized. Bases 1 to 942 code for a protein of 313 amino acids. The record is from RefSeq and is a predicted model, not a curated record. The transcript has 2 exons. NCBI's taxonomy places the organism in Eukaryota, Fungi, Ascomycota, Eurotiomycetes, Chaetothyriales, Herpotrichiellaceae.